ACUGAACAUUCCCACUGACUCUUUCAGAGAGCAGCAUGGAGUGUGUGGGACGACUAAGACCUCCUCAGGCCCGCAACCUCCUGGGAGUCCCGGGCUUCAACAUCUUGGACGUGGAUGAAGACGAGGAGGACUUCAUCGCCAUCAGGCCCAAACGCUCCCCUCUGCCUCGAAGAAAGAGCUCCAUCACUGAUGAAGACUUGGAGGCGGAUGUUCCUCUGUGCGGCUCCAGGAGAGUCUCCUUCGCUGAUGCCAAAGGCCUCAACCUGGUGGAGGUGAAGGAGUUUGAUACGUGGGAGGUGCCCAAACUGCCAGGACAAGACGCUCCUGGAGCCACAGGCAUAGAUGGAGAGGAGUACUACCUCUCGCCUCUAACUUUCUCCCUCAUGCUGUCAUCUGAAGAGGUGUUUGCCAAAGUGCUGCAGCAGAAAAUAGAGCUGGAAACAAUCGACUUUCUUCCAGGGACCACAAUCUUGAAAGGAGUGAUCCGUGUCCUCAACGUCUCCUACAGUAAGGCGGUUUUCAUCAGAACAACUUUGGACCAAUGGGCCACACACUUUGACCUCCUGGCAGAGUACAUCCCCGGCUCCAGCGAUGGGGGGACGGACUGCUUCUCCUUUAGGCUCACCUUGGUACCUUGGUUCCGGGAACAGGGGGCCAGAGUAGAGUUUUGCCUGCGGUAUGAAACUCCGGAAGGGACAUUCUGGGCUAACAACAACGGCAAAAACUACGUACUGCUCUGUCACCGAAGGAUCAGAGAGGACACUGACACACAGCAGAAGGAAAAUCUGAGCGUGAAAAGCUGCUUGAAGAACAUCAGUCAGAGCCUCUCCACUGUGGAAAACAUUUCAUCAAAACAAGCUCCAUCGCAGGACACAGCAACAUCAGAAAAGUCCUCCCAUAAACUGGACAGAAGGAAAGCUAGCAACAAAUCUGAAGGCAAAGUGGGUCCAUCAGCAGAAGAGAAACAGAAAUUACUGAUGGAGGACAGGCAAAACAGAACCCAACGGAGGCGCAGGAAGGCCGAACGCAUGGACCAGGUGAGGAACUACUUUGCUCAAAGGAAUGAUACUGAUGAUACUGAUGGACACAAAGCACACCCAGAAACAAAACAGGAACCUCGAGCAGGAAAGUUUGUCUUUGAAGAUUUUGGAACACUCGGUGGAGCUGUUCUCAAUGGAGAACAAGGCUUUGUAGCUAACAAGGAGGUUGAGUCGUCCAAACGCCCGUCAUCAGGAGGGGACCAGGAGAGCACACUGCAUCCACCCAAAGAUCCGGCUACAGAAAAGCAAAUCAUCAGAAGCUGUCAGGAUCAAGAGAGUAGCAGAGAAAGCUUCACGUUCACCACCGUGGUGGCUCCUCUAUAUCAGCAGGUGUUUGGCAGGUUAGACGCUGACAUUCCGAGUGCAGCUGAUGUGGAAAAACAAACCAAAACGAGAGUGGAUCUCUCUGAGAAGAUGCCUAUUGUCUGCAAACAAACUGUAGACUCUAGAGAACAGGAUUGCAUAGAUGCAGUGCAGAGUCCAGCCCAGUCAGAACAGACUCAAAGUCCGCGGCCCGCUUUAGCAGACAUGCUAGAAGGUCUUGACGGAGUAUGCGGUUCUUUUGACUCCGACUUGUUGAGUUCCCAGACAAAGACGAGGGAUAAAGAUAGUGACGGUCUCCGGGGAGAGGCGCAGGAAGAUGAUCUGACCCGUGACCUCAGCAGAGCCUCUGAUGGACCGCUGCCAGCAGAGCGAGCUUGUUUGCACGUUGCAGUUAAUGUUGCUGACAGAAAUGCAAAGAUUGAAACACGAGCUGAUCCCAAAUCUCUUCUGAGGGAGUCGGGGCGCUCUGGUGACGAUGCAGACCAGCAGAGCAGCUGUGACCCGGCUGAGGUGACGCAGAACAAUGACUCUGCAAAAAUAAAGAAUAAAACCAGCACGUUUGUAACAAAAGAAGAACGGUUAGCAGCGGAAAAUGACUUAGAGUCUGAAAACAGGGAUCAAGCAGUCGUUAAAACCAACACAAAUAGCCUCAUUUCAAGACCAGAAACAGUUCUUAACAAUUUGAACAUAAUAGAAACAGAGAGUUCCAGUAAAGACGAAACCCAACACUCUGUAGUAAUAAAUAUAAUUAGUGAAGUAGCCGGGUCCAUGGAAAAUCAAGAAAAUAAUGAUUCUAUAGACAUGGAUGCAUUUAGAGAAACUCUAGAAGAAAAGGACCACAAUGGGAUGAAAGAUAUGUCAAAAAAUGAUGGAACUUUCUGUUUAGCAGAAAUGAAAAUGGUGAAAAACUGGGAAAUGAUGGUUGAGGAGGAGGAAAGCAACAUGUUAACAAAUGAAAAGCUGAUUGAUUUAAACGCGGAGGACUGCAGAGGAAUGAAGACAGAUAAAAUAGAGGUUUUUCUGGAAGAACUGAUAGCUGCAGAAAUACAAGCACAGAACGAUGAGGCAGCGUGGGAACCAAACGAAGAAUGCACCGACUCAGAGCCAGUCCAGGUUGUAAUAACAGAACAUUUUGUUGGGGAAAAAAUUGCAGAAGAAAAAGAUUUAGUUUUUGAUGAGCCAGUUAACCAAAGUGAGGAAGAAAUGAAAGAGACAGAGCAAAACCGUGAAUCUGAAGGAGGUUUGGAGUGGGAGGGAGAGGAAAAGUUAGAAAACAUCAACAAGGAGGAGAAGAGUUCAUAUUGCACACCAGAGAGUUUGGCGGAUUACAGUGGAGAAAUAGAAAAUAUGGAUGCAAACACAAAGAGCAGAGAAGAGGUAAAGGAUCCAGAUGUUAUAGGAGACAUGGAGGAAGAGGGUCUGUCUGAAAACGAAUGCCCUCAAUCUGACGACAAGAAAGACGGCUUCCAUUGUGCUAAAGAUUUCCGACAGAGCUGUCCGAGUGAAGAGACGUCCACGUUAGCAUCUGAGCGCAGCAGGGAUCUAGCAAGUCAGGACAGCAGCUCGGCAGAGUCCGACUCAGACGACGAGGUGGAGCUGUACAUGUACCGCCUCAGAGCUGCGGGAGCAACAGCACAAGCAGGUAAAGACAAAGUCAAAGAAGCAGGCUUCCCGCCGGGCAAAAGGCCUUCCGCAAGCAGAGCCAGACCCCCAUCCCCCGUCCUACCCCCCAUCUGUGAAUCUGUAGAUGAAGAGCAGCACGUCAGCCGCACUCAGGAGAAUCCAACUCCUGAGGACAACUGCCAAAAGGUUACGUGGUGGAUGUCCUGGAGCAGCAUUUCAAAAUCAUUGUUCUACGUCACCUUGCUGGUGGUGUUUCUGGCUGUGGCAAACCGGUAUGAUUUUCUGGCCUGUUUUGGGCUCUAUCUGAUGUCUGUGGUUUGGCUGUGGUGUCAAGGAGAGAAACAAGUGUCUCAAAGCAACAAGUGAGAAGAGCGAGAGCAACAAAAACUGUCACAGUUUAGCUAAAACAAUGUUUAACGCAUACUGGUUAGCGUUAAUUAAGAUCAGAUCUAGACAAAAUCCAAAAACUUGUUUUUUUUUCUUAGACUUAGUUUCUGCAGAGCGGCAGUAGAAAUUAGAAAUUUGCUUGUGAGUUGUAGGUGAGAUUGCUGUCAGUAAGUAAGCCCGCCUCCACUCCCCGUCAACAUCUGUUUACACUCUCUCCUGCUAGUUUAAGCUUUGUCGUAGGUCCAUUGGGGCGGAGCCGCUGUAGCCAACUGUUGAUUGGCAGAAAGUGAUAAGACAUUAGAAAGCGCUCAUUUAAGCUAACGUUUCCAACGUUCGUAAGCAUUCGGGUUCCUGUGUUCUCUUUUGAUCACUAGUUUAUAUUGAACAUGCCUGCAAACAAAAGCAAGACCUGGUCUGCAGUGGAACUGCAAACGUGGUGAGCUAGAGGCACGCCAGCGGUCUACACAAGGACGUGCACAGGAUUUUGAGGUGCUCAAAAUUAGAAAAGGGCAACAAAGAAACACUUUUAAUCAAUAUGAAAAUUAAGUGAAAUUUGAAAAUAAAGUACUGAUACUGAUAGCUAUAAGACCUGUGUAGGUAAAAGUGAUAGAAUUGUUAUUUUUUAUAAGUAAGCUAAUUACUGUCGACAUGGGUUCAUUCACUUUAUAAUAGACUUAGAAGACAUCUAAAGCCAUUAAAACACUGGAGACUCUUUAGUUUGCAAUGUGCUGCAGACAGAAUCAACAUAAAUCAAGUUUAAUCCAAAUUGCAAUACUUUAAAAAUGGACUUCCUUAAACUUUCAUCCCCAGAAUGUUGGAAUUAUUAAUAGCAUUUAGCAUUUUAGUUCAUUUAUUAAAUGUUUACGUUUUUGCCACCACUUUCCUGCAUCUUGGGUUUAAACACAUUUCCAGGUUUUGUCAUUUGAACCCAAUGGAACUCUUGUUCUAUAUUCACAGCCAGCUAAUUUCUCGUUUGCAUCUGGUAAAAACACCAUUUCCUUUAGAGAGGGUCUUUAGAGUUUUAGCUACUUUCCUGUCCCUAAUGUUGGGAUUCUAAAUCACAGAUGUUUAACCUUUUUGGCCCCAUGACUGCUGGGAUAUGAUGUUCCUUAAAACUUGAAAGAAAAAGACAUGAAGAAGAAAUAGAGAAAAAUAAAACAUAGACCUUGUUGCGGUCUCAAAAAGCAAAGAAAGCUAACGAUGAAGAGGGAAACAAGACAUGUUUAUGUCAUAGCUGUUGGAAGAUUGUGCACUGUACGUAAAUGAAAAUGGGCAUUACAUAUUGUUUGUGACACAUAAUGAAAUAAACUAUAUAUUCUCAAAGGAAGCGUGUAUAUUC
This is a messenger RNA of Oryzias melastigma (Indian medaka), 4713 nucleotides long. RefSeq names its product protein phosphatase 1, regulatory subunit 3Ab (gene ppp1r3ab). The transcript has 4 exons. Bases 36 to 3353 code for a protein of 1105 amino acids. Gene Ontology annotation, biological process: regulation of glycogen biosynthetic process. The record is from RefSeq and is a predicted model, not a curated record. Gene Ontology annotation, molecular function: protein phosphatase 1 binding; glycogen binding. Lineage: Eukaryota; Metazoa; Chordata; Actinopteri; Beloniformes; Adrianichthyidae. Gene Ontology annotation, cellular component: protein phosphatase type 1 complex.